AUGAAUUUUAUUAAAAAAGUAAUUGGUGGUGGUAGUAGUAAAAGUAAAACCGAUAUUAAAAUUGAAGAUGAACAACAUGAACAACAACAUGAACAACAACAUGAAAAACAACAAAUUCCAGAUAAAAUAUCAACAAGUAAAGUAAAUUCACCAUGUGUUCCACCAACUUGUACAUACAUUUCAAAAGAAAAUGUUAGAUCAGAUUUAUCAUUAAUUAAAGAUUUCAAUUCAGCCUAUUACUAUAACUAUUAUAGAACAUUGGAAAAGAAUUCCACUAAUUUAUUAACAAGUCCAGGUUUAAAUACUAAAGUUGUUAGUAACCAAUUUACAUUAAAAGAAUUUAAUAUUGUUUCAGAGAUGACAGAUUCAUGCAUUGUUUCAGUAUGGACUCAGAAAUACUCUAAUCUAUCAUUGACACCAGUUGAGGCAGUCUAUCAAAUCCCAUUAGCACCAUAUGCUACAGUUUCAGAUUUUUCUGUAAUCUUGAAGGAUAAAGUAUUAAAAGGCAAAAUCAAGGAGAACGAAAAGGCCAAAGAGAAAUACAACGAUGCCAUCGCAAGUGGCGGCCAAGCAUUCCUUGCUGAAAAAGUUGAAGGUUUCUUUAAAUUACAAAUUGGUAAUUUACCACCACAAGAAGAUGUAACUGUAAAUAUCACAAUUACCUCUGAAAUCGGUACACAUUUAGAAUCAUUACAUUUCUGUUUACAUAGAUUCAUUUUCCCAAAAAGUGCAUUCAAAUUCAAUUAUACAUUGAAUGCAUCCCUUUCAACUCCAAUCGAAACCAUUGAAAUGGAUCAUUUCCAACCAACCAUAACCUACAAAGAUGAAUCAAAAACAAAUGCAACCGUUACAAUUUCAACAGAAAAUGGUGUUUCAAAUAAUAUCAUUGCAAUUAUUGUUCCAAAAUAUUCUGAAAAACCUGAAUCUUUUAUUGAAUAUUCACCAAUUGAUAAAUCAUAUGCUCUUGCUAUUAACUUUUAUCCAAAAUUCAGUGUUGGUCUUGAUGAAGUUGAUCAAAAAUCUGAAUUUAUUUUCGUAUUAGAUUGUUCAGGUUCAAUGUCUGGUAAACCAAUUGAAAAAUCAAAAAUGGCAUUAGAAAUUUGUAUGAGAAGUUUAAAUGAAAAUUCUAAAUUUAAUAUUGUUUGCUUUGGUAGUAAUUUUAAUAAAUUAUUUGAAACUUCAAAACAUUAUAAUGAUGAAACAUUACAAAAAGCAAGUGAAUAUAUUAAUAGAAUUGAUGCAAAUUUAGGUGGUACAGAAUUAUUAGAACCAAUUGUUGACAUUUUAUCAAAAGAAAGUGAUCCAGAAUUCCCAAGACAAGUUUUCAUUUUAACUGAUGGUGAAAUUUCAAAUAGAGAUAAAUUAAUUGAUUAUGUUGGAAAGGAAGCAAAUACAACUCGUAUCUUUACCUAUGGUAUUGGUUCUUAUGUUGAUAAAGAGCUUAUUGUUGGUGUUUCAAAAGCAUGUAAAGGUUAUUAUGAAAUGAUUGUUGAUAACUCUGAUAUGGAAGAAAAAGUUAUGAAAUUAAUUAGUAUUGCAAUGCAACCAACUCUAUCAAAUAUUAAAGUUGAUUGGGGUGUUCUUUCAAAUGUAGUUCAAUCACCUGCUCAAAUUAGACCAUUAUUCAAUCAAGAAAGAAUGAUGAUUUAUGCAACCCUUGAUAAAGAGCCAACUGAAAAACAAGUAACUGUCAUUCUAAGUGGUAAUGGUCCAUUGUCUGAAAGAAUUUCAUUCCCAGUGGAUUUGGAUUUCAGUAAAGCAAAUCAAUCAACUAGUCAUAUUCAUACUUUAUCAGCUUUCAAACAUAUUCAAGAUCUUGAAGAAAGUGAAAGAAAAGAAAAGAAGGAUAAUAAAGAUAAAAUCGUUAAAUUGGGUAAGAGAUUUGGUUUAGUUUCAAAACAUACCUCUUAUAUUGUCACUGCUGAUUCUGAUAAAGUAACUGAAGAAACAAUGAAAACUGUUCAAGUUUUAGAACCAACUCAACAAAUCAAUACCAGUCCUGGUAGUGGUAGUGGUUUUAUUCCAACAACAAGAGUUCAAGGAUCAUCAUCAGUUUUCCCAUCCUCACCAACACCUUUGUCAGGCCCAUCACCAUACACAGUCUGUGCACCACCACCACCACCACCAACAUCAUCACCAUACACAAACUGUGCACCACCUCCACCACAAUUUUCCAGAUGUAUUGCACCACAACCAUAUCAAAGUGCACCAGCACCACCAGCACCACCAGCACCAUCAAGACUUUCUCAAGCACAAUCACAAAUGGAUUAUUGUGAUCAAGAAUUAUUAUGUGAAAGUUUAGAGGGUGAUUUAUUAGUUGAAGAAGAGGAGCUAGAAUGUAAGGAAAUAGAAUGUUCACCACCACAAAAAUUAAGUUAUAUUACACCAUUUGCACCAACAUCACAAAUUAGUCAAUCAUCAAGAGAAUGUAGAUCUAAAAAAUCCUCUUCUCCAACAAUACAAAAAUCAUCAUCAUUACCAUCAAGACCAUCAACAUCAUCUUCAUCAUUAAUUGAAAUUAUUCGUCAACAAAAAGCAAAUGGUUCAUUCACAAAAUCAUCAGUUUCAAGCUUUAUUAAUGUUGAUACACCACCACCAUCAUCAGAUAUUCCAGAAGAUGUUUGGACAACUCUUUUAAUCAUUGCAAACUUUAUCUUAAACUUUGAUUCACAAAAGAGUCAAUGGGAAUUAGUUUCACAAAAAGCUACUAAAUUUGUUAAACAACAAAUUAUUAAAUCUUCAAUCGCUUCAACUUUUGAAACCCUUUUAGAAUCUGCUAAAAAAUCAAUUUCAAAUUAA
Messenger RNA from Dictyostelium discoideum AX4, 2799 nucleotides. RefSeq lists its product as hypothetical. Bases 1 to 2799 code for a protein of 932 amino acids. The transcript is spliced from 2 exons. NCBI's taxonomy places the organism in Eukaryota, Evosea, Eumycetozoa, Dictyosteliales, Dictyosteliaceae. The record is from RefSeq and is a predicted model, not a curated record.